AUGGGAUGCAAAAACAGCAUCUAUGCGUUAGCAAUGAACGAUGCAGGAACGGUGAUUAUAUCAGGAAGCACAGAAAAGGUACUACGGAUUUGGGAUCCCAGGACCUGUCAAAAGAUUAUGAAAUUGCGAGGACAUACAGAGAAUAUUCGAUCUAUCGUGAUUAGUCCCGAUGGAACCAAGUGUUUGUCUGCAAGUGCUGAUGCAACCGUACGCUUAUGGGAUCUUGGACAACAACGAUGCAUUGCCACUUGUCUGGCUCAUCAAGAAGGCGUAUGGACAUUGCAAACAGACAGAGCCUUUUCUUUCGUGUACAGUGCUGGUAGGGAUCGACGAGUUUUUCGAACGCCCAUAUGUGAUUUCGCUCAGAGCCAACUCCUCUUUGAGGAAGACGCUUUUGUGAAGCGGCUCCUUUUGGACGACCACGAUCAUCCAUCAGCCGUAUGGUCAGCAACAUGGAAUUCAACCAUAAAGAGGUGGCCACUGCCAUCUAAUACGCAGUUGUCGAUUGGCGACGGUCAAAUGGAGGAUGAAUUCGGGCAUCUUGCAAUAGAUUCACUUCGUCGAACUCCGGAUGUGAUAACACCAGGAGCGACAUCUAUAAAGCACGCUGGCGUUCUCAAUGACAAACGUCACGUCAUCACCAAAGACUCAGAUGAUUGUAUAGGCCUAUACGAUGUGUUGGCGGGAAGAAAGGUUUGGCGCAGUGGCAGUGUUCCUGUCUGUAGCGCGCACGGUGCAAUGCUCGAUCCCGACAAGCGUUAA
Molecule: messenger RNA, 762 nt
Organism: Strongylus vulgaris
Lineage: Eukaryota; Metazoa; Nematoda; Chromadorea; Rhabditida; Strongylidae
Source: the annotation of a GenBank genome assembly